AUGGGAGGUCAUAAAACAGUGAAGCGAUGGUUCGAUAGAUAUGAUGGUACAGUUGCAUCAUUGCAGCAAAAAUAUCGUUCAGGAAGACCACCAAUAUUAAAUAAGCAACAAGUCAAUAAACUCAUUACUAAAGUUGUUCGUUCUCAUAAUCGUCUUUCAAGUACCAUUGAUUACAUUAAAAUCACAAAUUCCAUUCGUCAAGAAACAAAUAUUAAUGUUUCUCUUCGAACGAUUCGACGAUAUGGACAGAACAGUGGUAUUAAAUAUAAGAAAACCAUCAAGCGAACUUACACAGAAAUGAGUGAUAUUUCUUGCGAUGCUAUAGCAAAACUACGUCGUAAACUACAACGUGUAUCAAUUAAUGAAGUUAUCUUUAUCGAUGAAACUCAUGUUAAAAUAGAUGAAGUACCAAGAAAAACGCUGGUAGCACCAGCUAUUGUUGGUAAUAGAGUACUUCCACCAAUUAUUUUUACACCUGAAGAUAGAAGAACAAGAAAUGUUAAAGGAAUCAAUAGUGAUUUGUUUAUUGAGUUUAUUGAAAAUGUUUUAUGUCCUUCAAUUACUGAACUUGAUCCUUGUCCUAUGUAUUUAGUAUCAGAUAAAUCAAAUAUUCACAAUGCAUCAAAAAUUGAACAAGCUUUUCGUAAUGUUGGAUACACAGGACUGACAGAGGUAUUGAUUCUACCUACUCAAGCAGCAAAACGUGUCAGUCCAUUACACAACACGCUAUUCCACGAAUGGAAAGAAAGAAUCAGAAAACAUUCAUUACUUGCUGAAGAAACUUUAAGUACGACGAUGAUUAAUGAAUGGUAUAAUACAAAUGAAGAAAAUAUUAAACAUCAUUAUGAUCAUUGUGCUAUUACUGGACCCCGGCGUGACCAUAAAACCGUGACUAAAGAAAAAAAGAUUGUCUGA
Molecule: messenger RNA, 915 nt
Organism: Rotaria sp. Silwood2
Lineage: Eukaryota; Metazoa; Rotifera; Eurotatoria; Philodinida; Philodinidae
Source: the annotation of a GenBank genome assembly